This is a messenger RNA of Penicillium malachiteum, 1545 nucleotides long. Its product is annotated as putative MFS transporter. The record is from RefSeq and is a predicted model, not a curated record. Lineage: Eukaryota; Fungi; Ascomycota; Eurotiomycetes; Eurotiales; Aspergillaceae. The coding region runs from base 1 to 1545 and encodes 514 amino acids. Gene Ontology annotation, molecular function: transmembrane transporter activity. The transcript has 4 exons. Gene Ontology annotation, biological process: transmembrane transport. Gene Ontology annotation, cellular component: membrane.
AUGGCGACUCCCACAACAGAUAUCGAAUCCGUUGGAGACGAGAAACCAAUCGCUUACCAUAACACAAACAUCACUUCGGAAUUCGCUCAUGAUGCGGCGGAGCGCGGCCACCUGGCGACCGAUCAAUAUGGACACGCCCUCGUCGAGUUUGAUCAGGCCGCUGAAUCCCGAUUGAGGAUGAAGAUCGACCUAUACGUUGUGCCCACCGUGGCUCUCAUGUACCUCUUCUGCUUCAUUGACCGAGUCAAUAUCGGUAAUGCUAAGCUCGCUGGCUUCACCAAAGAUCUUGGAUUAGAAGGCUACGAUUAUAACAUUGUUCUGUCCAUCUUCUUCGUCUCAUAUAUUCUCUUCGAGAUUCCAAGUAAUAUCGCAUGUAAGUGGAUUGGGCCAGGAUGGUUCUUACCUGCACUUACGCUCGGAUUCGGCAUCUGUUCGGUUGCCACAGCCUUCGUGCAUAAUAUCCACAGUGCAUCCGGCGUCCGAUUCUUACUAGGCAUGUUUGAGGCCGGUCUCCUACCCGGAAUUGCCUACUACCUGAGCCGAUGGUACCGCCGCAGCGAGCUGGCUUUCCGCUUAUCCUUGUAUAUUGUCAUGGCGCCUCUCGCUGGUGCCUUUGGUGGUCUUCUCGCUUCAGGUAUUCUAAAACUAGAUCACUUUGGGGGUCUCCAUACUUGGCGAAUGCUCUUUGCAAUUGAGGGAAUCAUCACUAUCGGAGUGGCUCUCAUAGCAUUCGUAACGAUGACCGAUCGCCCUGAAACAGCCCGCUGGCUAUCACAGGAAGAAAAGGAUUUGGCCAUUGCGCGAGUCAAGUCGGAGCGUGUUGGAACCACUGAGGUUCUCGAUAAGCUGGAUCUACCAAAGACCCUACGAGGCAUCUUCAGCCCUGUGACCCUGACAACUGCAUUUGUCUUCCUGCUCGACAACGUCACUGUCCAAGGAUUGGGAUUCUUUGCGCCGACAAUUGUCCAAACAAUCUAUCCGCAUGCAACUGUGAUAUCCCAGCAACUCCAUACCGUCCCCCCGUACAUAGUAGGGGCAUUUUUCACUGUUCUGUUCCCUUUCCUCAGCUGGCGAUUUGACCAGCGCCUGAUAUUUUUCGUUAUCAGUCCGCCGCUAAUGAUGGCUGGAUACAUCAUGUUCUUAGCCAGCGAGAACGCCAUGGUCCGGUAUGGAGCCACUUUCCUUAUUGCUAGUGGCGCCUUUCCCUUUGGUGCUCUCUGUAACGCCCAUGUUUCCGCCAAUGUGGUAUCAGACACUGCUCGAUCAUCGGCGAUCGGAACUACAGUGAUGUUUGGCAACAUCGGUGGAUUGAUCUCUACCUGGUCGUUCUUGCCGACUGAUGCGCCUAACUAUCACGUUGGCAAUGGCUUGAAUCUCGCAACAUCUUCCAUGAUCCUAUUGCUCGGUGCGUCCCUGUGGAUGUGGAUGAUGUGGGAUAACAGGAGGCGUAGCCGGGUCGAUAUCAACGCUGUCUUGGCAGGGCUUUCACAGAAGCAGAUUCAGGACAUGGAUUGGAAGAAUCCUGCCUUUCACUGGAAGCCAUGA